AUGAGUGAGGAGGAGCGGAAACGCAAUGGUGCUUUUAUGAGCCAGCUACCCCCUGAGCUGGAGAGGAAGAAGCUCUUCAAGCGAGACGGCAGCUCGUUCUCCCCGGAAGACCUGAAGGGGAAGUUGAUCGGCUACUAUUUCGGAGCGCAUUGGUGCGAUCAUUGCCGAGCUUUUACGCCGAAGCUCAAGGAGUUCUACGAGGCAGUAUAUCCGACCGGGCAAUUCGAGAUAGUUUGGGCUCCCUACGACAAGGUGGAGAAGGAGAUGCUCGACUACAUGAGUGAUGCGCACGGAAAUUGGCUCCGCCUGCCCUUCAAAGACGCACUAAUAGGAACAUUGGCGCGGAAAUGGCAUCUGAAUAGCAUCCCGAAUCUCGUGGUUGUCGCCCCGAAUGGGACUACGAUCAGCACCAAUGGACGCUGGGAUAUUGAGGGGAGGGCGCCGCUGGAUGUUCUACACGGAUGGUUGAAGAAGGCGGGGAUGGAGUAUGUAAUCAUCAAAACAACUCAUCCGGACGGCACGGUUUCGAUGGAGCGGAAGCUUGUGAACAAGAUGAACAAAGGAAUGGUGAAGAAUAUUAUCAAGGAUCACUUUGCUGGAAUGACGGCAAAUCCAAGCGGCGGCUCAACGACGACGCGCAUGCCGCCGGUCAGUAUU
Molecule: messenger RNA, 657 nt
Organism: Mesorhabditis spiculigera
Lineage: Eukaryota; Metazoa; Nematoda; Chromadorea; Rhabditida; Rhabditidae
Source: the annotation of a GenBank genome assembly